UAUUUAUAGAGAGAGAGUGUGUGUGUGUGUUUGGGAUGGGGCAGCAUUCAUGUUGUAAUCAGCAGAAGGUUAAAAGAGGACUUUGGUCACCUGAGGAAGAUGAAAAGCUCAUUAGGUUUAUCACAACGCAUGGCUAUGGCUGCUGGAGUGAAGUCCCUGAGAAAGCUGGGCUUCAAAGGUGCGGAAAGAGUUGUCGAUUGAGAUGGAUAAACUAUUUGCGACCUGAUAUAAGACGAGGAAAGUUUACACCAGAAGAAGAAAAAUUGAUAAUCAAUCUUCACAACGUUGUAGGAAACAAAUGGGCGCAUAUAGCAAGUCAUUUGCCCGGAAGGACAGAUAACGAAAUCAAGAACUAUUGGAACUCAUGGAUAAAGAAGAAGAUCAAUCGAAAGUUUUCUUCAUCAAGCAUGACAACACGCCUAAGUAAAAGUACUUCUACAAGCAUAGAUCAACAACAUCAGGGUUGUGGAUACAACCCGACCCAUUUGAGUUUCCUGACUCAAGAUAUGGACACAAACAACAUCAAGCAACCGAUUCAAGACCCCAUAUUCCCUUCAUCGAGCACAUUAUUCAUGCUAGACACUAGUGGUUUCGUACUUGAAGGGCAAAAUGGGGAUAGCAUUGCACAAACCGAAUAUUUCAAUGACUCCAUGUGGCAAAUGAACAAGAAUCAAAUCUCCGAAUUGCCCUCAUCAUUGUUGAACUUCACCACAAAUAAUGUCAUGUAUUCCAGUUAUUUACCACCUUUGAUUGAGAACUUGGAGAGCAUGGUAGAGGGGCAAAACUGUCAUUUGAACAAUGGGGAAGGAAGGGAGUGCUUAGAUCAAAAGCAACCUGUGUUUAAUGAGUGGACUGUGAAUCAAACAAGCCAGCAAUGUCCAAAUUAUUUAUUUUGGGAUGAUGAACAACAAGAAGUACAACUUGUUGGUGAAGAAAUGGUUGCACCUUCUUCAUCAAAUACGGGACCUAUCUUAUCAUCUUACCCUACAACAUUAUAGAGUUUUGCAUGAAACGGGUUUGACUAUUUCUACAUUCUUUCUUAUUUUAUUUUUUUGGAUUGGUGAGAUUUUGAAACAAGAGGAAUUGCACGCAUGAAUGCAAUGAUCUCUUUUGUUUAUGUUUAAAGAAUGACGUGACAAAAAAAUUGAGAGUACAACUUA
This is a messenger RNA of Helianthus annuus (common sunflower), 1160 nucleotides long. Its product is annotated as transcription factor MYB24. The record is from RefSeq and is a predicted model, not a curated record. The transcript is spliced from 3 exons. Bases 36 to 998 code for a protein of 320 amino acids. Lineage: Eukaryota; Viridiplantae; Streptophyta; Magnoliopsida; Asterales; Asteraceae.